This is a messenger RNA of Conger conger (European conger), 1394 nucleotides long. Its product is annotated as somatostatin receptor type 1-like. Gene Ontology annotation, molecular function: somatostatin receptor activity; neuropeptide binding. Bases 273 to 1394 code for a protein of 373 amino acids. Gene Ontology annotation, biological process: cellular response to glucocorticoid stimulus; neuropeptide signaling pathway. Lineage: Eukaryota; Metazoa; Chordata; Actinopteri; Anguilliformes; Congridae. The transcript has 3 exons. Gene Ontology annotation, cellular component: membrane; neuron projection. The record is from RefSeq and is a predicted model, not a curated record.
AUGGACACGCGAGGGUGGCUUUUCUGCAAAGGUCUCAGUCUCCGUUUAAGUGAUCUGCCGGCUAAUUUCUUGGGAACUUUGCGGGAGACUUCUCACAGACUCGGAGGACAGGCCAUCCCACUGGUCCCAGGUUGGCCCUUCAAACCAGCCAGUGAACAGUCAGGUGUGCCUCAGGAGUUUGCCUCCAGGGCUGAUGCAAAGACGCAGUGGAGUCACUGAAUCCGACCAGCUCUGUUUGGCUUAGGCUCCAGUGAGAGGGAAAAACCCAAGAUAUGUCAGAGCCCAACGGGUCAGAUGGGGCGUUGUUCCCCACGGGAGAGCCUCUAAACUCCACCCUGGACUACCAGGACUUUGAGACGGGGCCGGGCGUCAGCACCAUCCUCAUCCCCUCCAUCUACGCCCUGGUGUGCUGCGUGGGCCUGACGGGAAACGGCAUGGUGAUCUACGUCAUCCUGAAGUACGCCAAGAUGAAGACGGCCACCAACAUCUACAUCCUGAACCUGGCCAUCGCCGAUGAGCUCUUCAUGCUGAGCGUGCCGUUCCUGGCCACAUCGGCCGCCCUGCGCCACUGGCCCUUCGGCUCGCUCAUGUGCCGGCUGGUCCUCAGUGUGGACGGCAUCAACAUGUUCACCAGCAUCUUCUGCCUGACCGUGCUGAGCGUGGACCGCUACGUCGCCGUGGUCCACCCCAUCAAGUCCGCGCGGUAUCGCCGCCCCUCCGUGGCCAAGGUCAUCAACGCCUGCGUGUGGGGGCUCUCGCUGGUGGUCAUCCUGCCCAUCAUCGUCUUCGCCGACACGGUGCCCGCGCGGGAUGGCGGCGUGGACUGCAACUUCCUGUGGCCGGAGUCGUCGUGGUCGGAGGCCUUCGUGGUGUACACCUUCCUGCUGGGCUUCCUGCUGCCCGUGGUGGCCAUCUGCCUGUGCUACUGCCUGAUCGUGGCGCGCAUGAGGGCCGUGGGCCUGAAGGCGGGCUGGCUCCAGCGCCGCCGCUCGGAGAAGAAGAUCACCCGCAUGGUGCUGCUGGUGGUGACCGUCUUCGUGGUGUGCUGGAUGCCCUUCUACAUCGCGCAGCUGGUCAGCGUCUUCCGCCGGCCGCCCGACCCCAUGGUGACGCAGCUCUUCGUCAUCCUCAGCUACGCCAACAGCGGCGCCAACCCCAUCCUGUACGGCUUCGUCUCGGACAACUUCCGCCGCUCCUUCCAGCGGAUCGUCUGCUUCCGCUGGCUGGAGAGCGGGGCGGACGCGGAGCAGGUGGACUACUGCGCCAUCCCGCUGAAGCGGCCGGCCGCGGCUCGCACAGACGAACGCCCCCACCGCUUCCCCCUCAAGGACUGCCUGGCCUCCGACACGGCCGACCGCAACGGGACCUACACCUCCCGAAUCACCGCUUUGUGA